This is a messenger RNA of Lachancea thermotolerans CBS 6340, 879 nucleotides long. RefSeq names its product bifunctional diacylglycerol diphosphate phosphatase/phosphatidate phosphatase (gene DPP1). Gene Ontology annotation, molecular function: phosphatidate phosphatase activity. The coding region runs from base 1 to 879 and encodes 292 amino acids. The transcript has a single exon. NCBI's taxonomy places the organism in Eukaryota, Fungi, Ascomycota, Saccharomycetes, Saccharomycetales, Saccharomycetaceae. Gene Ontology annotation, biological process: phospholipid metabolic process. The record is from RefSeq and is a predicted model, not a curated record.
AUGGGCGUCAAUAGGCUAACAUUUGGAAUGGAGAGAGUGUCAAGAUAUGCGGUUCUGAGGAAGUGGAAAAUUUCGGAUGCCCUGCUUUGUGUUUUAUUUUUCCUGAUUAACAUUCCUAUAUAUCAUGCAGAUCCUUUUCAAAGGCAAUUUUACGUGAACGACCCAACCCUGUCGCACCCUCACGCAACCACCCAAAGAGUAAAUGAAAAUGCUUUACUGGCUUACAGUCUUGCUCUCCCAGCUAUUGUUAUAAUUGUUGUAACGCUCCUGAUUGCUGACCCUAAGCACAAGGUUUAUCUCUUAUAUGUUUCUCUUUUGGGGCUUAUUCUUUCCUGGACUUUCACUUCACUUUUGACAGACUAUCUCAAAAACUGGAUUGGUAGACCGCGUCCUGACUUUAUCGCACGCUGCAAACCUAAGAAAGGAACUCCUCUUGAUACACUGGUGACUGCAGCUGAUGUCUGUAUGACAAAAAAUUUGCCACGAUUAAUGGAUGGCUUCCGUUCAACACCCAGCGGUCACUCUAGUGAGAGUUUUGCGGGUUUGGGCUAUCUGUACCUAUGGUUGAGCGGUCAACUACUUACGGAGAACCCCAAGGUUGGUUAUUGGAGAUCGAUUGUGGCUUACGGCCCCUUGAUUGGCGCAGCAACUAUUGCUAUUUCUCGCACAGAAGAUUACAGGCAUCACUUUGUUGAUGUUUUGCUUGGCAGCUUGAUCGGACUGGUCAUCGCCUAUAAGACAUAUUUCAGGAACUUUCCUGCUUUGUCAAGUGAAAUUCCGUUCAAGCCUCUUCUUGAUGAUAGCGACGUUAGUCUCGAGGCUUUUCACGCUAUCAACGAAGUUCAAGAUGAGGAAGCCACACCAUUGAGGGAGGCAUGA